AUGGAUGACUACGCAGAUGAAUUGAUAAAUCAAGAGGAUUGCUGGACAGUGAUUUCAUCCUUCUUUGAUGAGAAAGGAUUGGUUAGGCAGCAGAUAGAAUCAUUUGAUGAAUUCGUGCAGAACACGAUGCAGGAAAUUGUAGAUGAGAAUCAAAGGCUCACGCUUGAUCAGUUUAAUCAGUACACUCAGCAUAAGAACGAUACAACUAGAAGAUACGAAAUUGAAUUCGGUCAAAUUUAUUUAUCCAGGCCAACUAUGACUGAGGCCGAUGGCAGCGUUAGCCCUAUGUUCCCACAUGAAGCGAGACUUAGAAAUUUAACUUAUUCUGCUCCACUUUAUAUCGAUAUGAAAAAGAAGGUUCUUAUUCAAGUUGAGGACGACGAGACUGGCGAUUUGGUUUGGGUUCCCGAGUACGACGACGAAUCUGACGAGAACAUCAAAGUUUGGAUUGGUAAGGUUCCAAUCAUGCUUAAGAGUUCCUUCUGUAACUUGAGCAAUGUUGAUUCUUCACGAUUGGCUGAGUUGAACGAAUGUCCUUUCGAUCAGGGUGGUUACUUCAUCAUCAAUGGCUCUGAGAAAGUCUUGAUUGCUCAAGAAAGACUGGCUGCAAACCAUGUCUACAUCUUCGCAAAAGCUGAACCUUCUCCCGUCUCCUACCAAGCUGAAAUUAGAUCUGCUAUGGAGAAAGGUGGAAAGACCGUUUCCUCUAUGCAAAUCAAAAUGUUCAGAAGACCUCAAGGUAACGCUCAGGCUGAUACUAUGAGAGCUACUAUACCAUACAUCAAAAACGAAAUUCCUGUCAUCAUUGUCUUUAGAGCUUUGGGUAUCGUCCCUGAUAGAGAAAUCUUGGAACACAUUUGCUUCGAUUUCGACGAUAGUCAGAUGCUCGAUCUCCUCAAACCCUGUAUAGAAGAAGCAUUUGUUGUACAAGACCAGAACGUGGCAUUGGACUUUAUUGGUAGGAGAGGUACUACUACUGGUCUUUCAAAGGAUAAGCGUAUCAGAUACGCCAAGGACAUACUUCAAAAAGAGAUGUUGCCGCACGUUGCCACUAAUGAAGGCUCUGAAACUAAGAAAGCCUACUUCUUUGGUUAUAUGAUCCACAGACUCAUGUUGGCUAGAUUGGAAAGAAGAGAAUUGGAUGAUAGAGAUCAUUUUGGAAAAAAGAGAUUAGAUUUGGGUGGUCCUUUGCUUGCUAGUUUAUUCAGAAUGCUUUUCAGGAAGCUCAGCAAGGACGUUUACAGGUACAUGCAGAAGUGCGUUGAAACACAUAAGGAAUUCAAUCUCAACCAAGCUGUCAAAGCCAACACAAUCACAAAUGGUCUCAAAUAUUCCCUUGCAACUGGUAAUUGGGGUGAUCAAAAGAAGUUUAUGCAAGCAAGAGCUGGUGUCUCACAGGUUUUGAACAGAUACACCUUCGCAUCGACUCUCUCUCACUUGAGAAGAUGUAACACACCAAUUGGUAGAGACGGUAAAAUUGCUAAACCACGUCAACUUCAUAACACUCACUGGGGUAUGGUAUGUCCUGCUGAGACUCCUGAAGGUCAAGCUUGUGGUUUGGUCAAGAACCUUGCUCUUAUGGCCAACGUUUCUACUGGUGAAACAUCUGCACCAAUCCAAGACUUCUUGCAAGAGUGGGGUAUGGAAGAACUUGAAGAGUUUAACCCACGUUCAAACCAAAUCAAGGUUUUUGUUAAUGGUGUCUGGAUUGGUGUUCACAGAGACCCAACAAACCUGGUAAAGACUCUCAAAAAGCUUCGUCGCGAUAGUGACAUUCCUCACGAAGUAUCUAUCGUUAGAGAUGUUAGAGAAAAGGAGCUAAAAGUUUUCACUGAUGCGGGACGUGUUUGCAGACCGAUCUUCUUAGUUGACGAGGAAUCUCAAAAGCUGAUGAUCAAUAAGUCACACAUUGCUAAGAUUGAAGCAAACAAUCUUGGCGAAGAUGAGGAUCCAGAACAUCCAUACAAUUGGGCCAGAUUGAUGUCCGACGGUGUUAUGGAAUUGGUAGAUGCAGAGGAGGAAGAAACGCUUAUGAUCUGUAUGACGCCCGAUGAACUUGAACACUCGAGACAGGGCUUUAUUCCACAAGAUGAAGAAUUUGAUCCUGCUGCAAGAAUUAAGUCAGCAUCUACAUUAGACACUCACACAUGGACACACUGUGAGAUCCACCCAAGUAUGAUUCUCGGUAUUUGUGCAUCUAUCAUUCCAUUCCCCGAUCACAACCAGUCCCCAAGAAAUACCUAUCAAUCAGCUAUGGGUAAGCAAGCGAUGGGUGUUCACUUGACCAAUUUCCAGCAAAGAAUGGACACACUUUCAAACAUUCUUUACUAUCCACAAAAGCCACUGGCAACAACAAGAUCUAUGGAGUAUCUCAGAUUCAGAGAAUUACCUGCAGGUCAAAAUGCUAUCGUCGCCAUUCUUUGUUACUCUGGUUACAAUCAAGAAGAUUCGGUUAUUAUGAAUCAGUCGGCUAUUGAUAGAGGUUUAUUCAGAUCCAUUUUCUAUAGAAGUUACAUGGACACUGAGAAAAAAGUUGGUACUAUGAUGUUAGAGGAAUUCGAAAAACCCACAAGAGACACUACCUUAAGAAUGAAGCACGGUACAUACGACAAGAUAGAUGAUGAUGGAUUAAUCGCUCCAGGUACUCCAGUAAACGGUGAUGAUAUCAUCAUAGGCAAGACUGCUCCAAUACCAGCAGACUCAGAAGAGUUAGGCCAGCGUACAAAGUUACAUACGAAGCGCGACGUGUCUACCCCAUUGAAGUCGACAGAGGAGGGUACAGUUGAUCAAGUUCUGGUCACAACAAAUGCAGAUGGAUUGAAGUUCUCUAAAGUUAGAAUGAGAUCAACCAGAAUACCUCAGAUCGGUGAUAAAUUUGCAUCUAGGCACGGUCAAAAGGGUACAAUCGGUAUCACGUAUCGUAAUGAAGAUAUGCCAUUUACGACCGAUGGUAUCACACCAGAUUUAAUUAUAAACCCACACGCCAUUCCUUCACGUAUGACAAUUGGUCACUUGGUUGAAUGUCUAUUAUCCAAGGUAUCGACUUUACAAGGCAAUGAGGGUGAUGCAACACCAUUUACAGAUGUGACUGUUGAGUCCAUUUCAUCUAUUUUGCAAGAAAGAGGCUACCAAAAGAGAGGUUUGGAGGUUAUGUACAACGGUCACACUGGUAGAAAAUUACAAGCGCAGGUGUACAUCGGACCAACAUACUAUCAGAGACUGAAGCACAUGGUUGACGAUAAAAUUCACGCAAGAGCUCGUGGACCUGUACAAAUACUUACAAGACAGCCUGUUGAAGGUAGAUCUAGGGACGGUGGUCUUCGUUUCGGUGAGAUGGAACGUGAUUGUAUGAUUGCGCACGGUGUUGCUGCCUUCCUCAAAGAGCGUCUAUUCGAUGCAUCGGACGCUUACAGACUGCACGUCUGCGAUCUUUGCGGUAUGACAGCUAUUGCCAACCUCAAGAAGCAAACGUUUGAAUGUAGAGCAUGUAGAAACAAGACGGACAUAUCUCAAAUCCACGUGCCUUACGCAGCCAAGCUUUUAUUCCAAGAGCUGCAAUCUAUGGGUAUAUCACCAAGGUUAUAUUCUGAUGUCAGUAACUCGGGUGGUGUACGUUAA
Messenger RNA from Wallemia ichthyophaga EXF-994, 3618 nucleotides. RefSeq names its product DNA-directed RNA polymerase II subunit RPB2. NCBI's taxonomy places the organism in Eukaryota, Fungi, Basidiomycota, Wallemiomycetes, Wallemiales, Wallemiaceae. Gene Ontology annotation, cellular component: RNA polymerase II, core complex. Gene Ontology annotation, molecular function: DNA-directed RNA polymerase activity; DNA binding; ribonucleoside binding. The record is from RefSeq and is a predicted model, not a curated record. Gene Ontology annotation, biological process: DNA-templated transcription. The coding region runs from base 1 to 3618 and encodes 1205 amino acids. The transcript has 4 exons.